Molecule: messenger RNA, 6260 nt
Organism: Epinephelus fuscoguttatus (brown-marbled grouper)
Lineage: Eukaryota; Metazoa; Chordata; Actinopteri; Perciformes; Serranidae
Product: oocyte zinc finger protein XlCOF6-like
Exons: 2
Coding region: 142-2277 (711 amino acids)
Cellular component (GO): nucleus
Source: RefSeq, a predicted model, not a curated record
UUUUAUUUUGAAGGAGAGCAGCUGAGCUGCCCCGGAAGCUCUACUCUUUCCUGUGGCUAACUUGACAGUGUUUGAACAAGAUGGCGUCGAGCAGAAACGUCUGUUAGCAGAGUGUCUUUGUUGUGUUUUUAAAGUGUGAAGAUGUGUAAAGUCCAAAUGCUGAGAGCGUUGGUGAAGCAGCGACUAACUGCGGCUGCUGAAGAGAUAUUUGGGCUGUUUGAAAGAACGAUAGCAGAGUACGAGGAGCAACUUUGUCGCUCAAAAGAGGAGAACGAGCGACAACGGAAACUACUGGACGCUGUUUACAACCCUCAGCUCAGGUUACACAGAGCAGAUGUCCAGCAGCAGCUGUUAGUGGUUAAAGAAGAGGUUCCCCCUGAGCAGCAGGAGUGGAGCUCCAGUGUGGACCAGGAGGACCCAGAGCCCCCACACAUUAAAGAGGAAGAGGAGGAACUGUGGAGCAGUCAGGAGGGAGAGCAGCUUCAAGGGCUGGAGGAGGCUGAUAUCACCAAGUUCACAUUCACUCCUGUCCCUGUGAAGAGUGAAGAUGAUGAAGAGACACCUCAGUCUGAGGGACACCACUGUGGAGGACCAGGACCAGACGAGGACUCAGAUCCAGAUUUAGAACCAGAUAUUGAGGAUGAGAAGCCUGAUGAUUCUUUAGUCGCCGAGAUUGAAGUCAGUGUUGAUGAUUGGAAAGAGACAAGAGAACCUCAGUCUGGUCUGGACACUCUGGAAAACAAUGACGUCCCUGUUGGUGAUUCGAAAUGUGAUGCGGAUGAGAAACCCUUCAGCUGCUCUGAGUGCGGGAAAAGAUACGGCUUCAAGUGGCACCUGAACCGACACAUGGGCUCUCACACAGGAGAGAAACCGUUCAGCUGCUCAGUUUGUGGUAAAUCCUUCAGCGACAGUGGGAGACUGAAGAUACAUAUCAACACUCAUGUGGUUAAAAAACCAUUCAACUGCUCCGUCUGUGGGAAAAAUUUUUUGCGCAAGCCUUAUCUGAAGAGACACAUGACGACUCACACAGGAGAGAAACCAUUUAACUGCUCCAUGUGUGAGAAAGGAUUUUUGUGUCGGCCGCAUUUGCAGAGACACAUGACGAUCCACACGGGGGAGAAACCGUUCAGCUGCUCGAUGUGUGAUAAAGCUUUCAGCGAGAGCGGAACACUGAAGGUCCACAUGAAAAGUCAUGCUGAAACAAAACCGUUCAGCUGCUCCGUGUGCGGGAAAGCUUUUAGCGAUGGCGGGACGCUGAAGGUGCAUAUGAGGAUUCACACGGGAAAGAAACCAUACAACUGCUCAGUGUGUAGUAAGAAAUUUUUGUGUAAGGCAUAUCUGAAGACACACAUGAAAAUCCACUCAGGAGAGAAACCAUUCAGUUGCUCGGUGUGUAACAAAAGAUUCUUGUGUAAGUCGCACCUGAACAGACACAUGACUGUUCACACGGGGGAGAAGCCUUUCACGUGCUCCGUCUGUCACAAAGCGUACAGCGAAAAUGGGAAACUGAAGUUACACAUGAAAACCCAUACGGGAGAGAAACCGUUCAGCUGCUCGGUGUGUGAAAGAAGAUUUUUAUGUAAGACGUAUCUGAUUCGGCACAUGGCGACUCACACAGGAGAGAAGCCGUUUAGCUGUUCUGUGUGCAGCAGAGCUUUCAGCGACAACGCGAAGCUGAAGUUCCACAUUAAGACCCAUACAGGGGAGGAGCCUUUCAGCUGCUCGAUGUGCGAUAAAAAAUUUCUGUGCAAGGCGUAUUUGAUACGACACAUGACCACUCACACUGGAGAGAAACCGUUUAGCUGCUCUUUCUGUGGCAAAGGUUUCAGUGAAAGAGGAAAUCUGAAGAGUCAUGUGAGGAUUCACACGGGAGAGAAACCAUUCAGCUGCUCUGUGUGUGAAAAAGCGUUUGCGCAGAGUGCGAGUUUGUCCACGCACAUGAGAACCCACACAGCAGAGAGACCAUUCAGCUGCAGAGUUUGCGACCAGAGAUUCACUUCAUAUAAACUUCUCAGGACCCAUCAGUGCGUUGGGCAUCAAGCGUCAGUCGAGAUCAGAGAGGCGGAGUCUGCGGCCAGCAGCUCAACAUUACACAUAAAACAAGAAGCUGAUAGAGAGGACUGGGGAGGCCCAGAACCAGCCAGGAACACAGAGCUAGAUUUAAAACCAGUUUCUCAUGUCGAGACCGGAGACUGUUCUGAAGUUGAGACUGACGACAGCGGUGAUUGGAGGGAGACCAGAGAACCUCAGUCAGGUUUAGAGUCUCUGACAAACUAAGCCGCCGUCAGUGAUUCAAGAGAAACUAUUGAUGCAGCUGGCAGAGGACUUUGAAGGACCAUAGUCAGCCAGGAACUCACAUUUAGGAUUAAGAAUUAAUGACGCUGACUGGCCUAAUGCUCAGAGUGGGAUCAGGUUUUCACUGCAGUGUCAUUUGAGUCUCCUUUACUGGUGAAAAACGAAGUUCUGAUAAUUCAGUGAUAAACACGUUUAUUUUUAGGCACGAUGAUGUAGUGGGUAGCGUAGUAGCCUCACAGCAAGAGGGUUCCUAGUUUGAGCUCUUCUGUGUAGACUUUGCUGUUCUCCCUGUGUUCUCCAGCUUCCUCCCACAGUCCAAAGACAUGCAGGUUAAUUGGUGACUCUAAAUUGUCCGUAGGUGUGAAUGUGAGUGUGAAUGAUUGUCCCUGCCUCGUGCUCAAUGUCAGCUGAGGUAGGCUACAGCCAUCCCGCAAACCCAAACAGGAUAAGUGGUUAUGGACAAUGAAUGAAUGAAUUCUUCACAAUAAACUUAAUGAGAUGGUAAAAUAAAGCCGAUAUCUAGGUAAGAAACUUGUUUUUAGUCCUCUUAAAAACUUUAAAUACGCCUUUUGGUCUCCUGCAGACAGAUGUCAGUAGAGUCUUGCAACACACACAACUUGUUUUAGAAGGGGGGUCAUUGGGUGUUACUGCGGUCAGCGAGAUGUUACCACUACCCGUUGAGGGGGGGCAGCCAGACUUUUGGACCUACUCCAAAGAAGGUCCAAAAGAACAGCAUGGCGUGGCACAGUGUGUCUUAUCUGACAAUGGAAACAGAAAUCUAUUUUUGUAUUGUGAUACGCCUUGCAUUUCUCCACUAUAGGCGCCUGGCAUUUUUGCCGGAGUGCUCUGAACUCCUCGAGUUGAAAAAACUUCAGCUCAGAGCAGAAAAGCGCCCCAUGUCAUCUCUUUUUUGGUAAUCUUUUCCGCCAUUGUCCAGUGGGAUGAUGUGAGAGGUGGGGCUUCUGUGGUGGUCACGACAACAAGUGUACAGUUGGUAACCAAUGGGGGAAAAGAUCUCUGUUUAUCUGCUGACAGCCUCUCACCCUCAACCAGAGCUACACACAGUACCCUCUGCCUCAACAUGGCAGCAGCUACACACUGAUUACUGGAGAAUAAAUACAAUAAAAUUAAUGGUAGACUGAUUAAACAGGAAGGUUAGGGUAAGGAGGUGAUGGGGUGGUUGCCUUGCAACAAUAAAAUGGUGCAGCAGGUGUUUUGUAAGGCAACUUGAUCCUAUGUCAAUAUAGACAGUGUUGUCUAGAUCUAUAUAUUGGAUAAAAACAUAUUGAUGUGUCAUACCUAGUUUUUUUUCAGCCAUAAUGAGAACCUACAUUGAGGAGAAACCAUUACUGCAGCUGAUAUAGGACUUUGAAGGACCAGAACCAGCCAGGAAGUCACAUUUAUGAUUAAGAAUUAAUGAUGUAGACCUGCCUCAUGCUCGGAGUGGGAUAAGGUUUUAAAGAUGGCAACCUUGUCAGGAGGUGUGGUCGAAAUAUCUGUAACGUAAUGUCUAGGGCUCAGGAGCAUGAACUCAAUAUCUUCCUGAGCCCCGAACUUUUGUUUGGUUACAGUUUUUAAUUUCUGCUAGCAAUCUGGGAUUCAGUGUCCCCGUCCUUUAAAGCCACAGUGUGUAGGAAUUUCUCCCAUCUAACGCUGAAAUAAUAUAUAUUGCAUUCAAAUGGAUAGUGCGUUGUCCCCUCAAAUUAUCCAGGAUGGAUGACAAUUGAAGGACAGUUGAAGGUCAUUACUCCACCUGUUCUGGGACUGUCCAGCUAUUAAAACACCAGUCGGAAGUUUGAUAGUUUCCCUUAUGUCAGAGUUCUUUAUUGUUCCUGCUGGACCUGAAACCAGAACGGAGCGCUGGAGUCACUGUUGACUGCCUGUGGACAUUGGAAGGAGCAUAAACCAUCCUGCUUCUGUAGGGAUUCAUGGCUGGAGGAAGACCUGGACUUGAAAUGGGCAGCCUGGCUCUUAAAAAAGACUUUGAUAAGAUCCUGGAAGACCACUGGGACACUGUCUCUGGACUGUUCAAAUAGAGGCUUGGUCCCAUCGAGGAGUCUUGUAUAUAAGGAUGUGUGAGUGUGUUGUGAGUUCUGUGGAUCAUCCAACCAAGAGACUGACUGUGAUUGACCUGAAUGCUUCAAAGCUUAGAUUGUUGUCAUGGUAAUCGAUGUCCACAUCAAUAUUCAAAUCCAUCUAUUCAUUUUCAACCGCUUAACCGGGGCUGGGUCUUGGGGGCAGCAGGCUGAGCAAAGCAUCCCAGACGUCCCUCUCCCCAGCAACACUUUCCAGCUCCUCCUGAGGCGUUCCCAGGCCAGAUGAUCCCCUCAGUGUGUUCUGGGUCUACCAUGGGGUACCCCUGAUGUUAGAUUAGAGCAAGGCAGAGUCACGAAACUAUAAGUUGAAAUGUCCUUGUCCAACAAUAACUGAUACCAUUGCAGAUCAAGUACCCCACCUUUCGGCAAUGGCACUCCUUGACAACAGUGAACCCCACAGCAGGGUAUUGCACCAUGCAACACAAAACCUGCUAGGGAAUGACCUGAGGAAUGUGACAGAGAGCUCAAGGUCUGGCCUCCAAAUACUGCAGAUCCUAAUCUGAUAGAGUAUUCAUGGGACAUGCCAGUACCCAAGAGGUACCCCCGAUCCACAGAGGAGCCUCUUAGGAUUAGACUUGUCUCUGACCUGUUGAGUCAUGGAUACAGGUCCUCUGGGGGGUGUCCGGUGGUGUCUGACAGCGGAUCCUUUGGGUCCUGUUGGUUGUGUGGUGGGGUACCAACAAGUCCCACGGAUGCUCAGUCAGAUUGGGAUCUGGGGUAUUUGGCCAAAGGCUUGAGCUAUUUCUCAUGUUCCUCGGAUCAUUCCUAAAUGGCACUUUCCAUGGCAGUGGCCGUCCCCCAGCAGGACAAUGCAUCACACCACACACCUGAGCAUUCGAAUACUUCACCAGUACGAUGGUCCAGCACAGUAUCCGCAUCACUGCAUCGUGGUGAAGAGGGAGCUGAGCCAGAAGGUGAAGCUUUCCAUUUCCUGGUCCAUCUCCGUCCCAACCCUCACCUAUGGUCAUGAGCUCUGGGUAGUGACUGAAAGAAUGAAGUCACAGAUACAAGCGUCUGAAAUGAGUUUCCUCUGUAGGGUGUCUGGGCUCAGCCUUAGAGAUAGGGGGAGGAGUCAGACAUCUGGAGGGAGCUCGGAGUAGAGCCGCUGCUCCUUCAUGUUGGGGUGGUUCAACAUCUGAUCAGGAUCCUCCUGGGCGCCUCCUGUUAGAGGUGUUCUGGGCACGUCCCACUGGUAGGAGGCCCCGGGGCAGACCCAGAACACACUGGAGGGAUUAUAGAUCUCAUCUGGUCUGGGAACACCUCGGGGUCCUCCAGGAGGAGCUGGGAAGCGUUGCUGAGGAGAGGAACGUCUGGGCUGCUUUAUUUGGCCUGCUGCCCCUGAGACCUGGCUUCAGAUAAACCGAAUGGCAAUACAUUUUCUGUCAGUUUAUUAAUUGCGCAAUAGCUCCAGCUGUACUUGUACAUUUUCAUGUUUUUGUGUGCAAAAAUCUGAAUUUCUAAAGUAACUAGUAAUUAAAGAUGUUAGAUAAAUGUAGUGGAGUAGAAAAUAGCAUGAGAGGAAAAGUACGUACAGUACCUGAAUACAUGUAUUUAGUUACACUUCCCCACUGGGUGCAGUUUAUAUUAUCCUUAUGAGUAUAUGGAGGGUCCUCAGGGUUUUGGAGGGUCCUCAGGGUUUUGGAGGGUUCUCAGGGCUCUGGAGGGCCUUGAUGGCAGUUUUUUAGUUCAAAGUAAUUAAUACCACAAUUGAAUAAAAAAUUGGCUGAAUAAAUCAGUAUAAAGAAUUAACCUUUGAUUUUGAAAAAGUGGAAGCACUCUGAGGCCCCCUAACCCCUUAAAGGCACAACAUGGUUUAGUCUGCCCCUGCACCAACGAAGACUGACUUAUCUUUAUCCAAAAAAAACGGAA